UUCCUGGUAUUUGGUCUCUUACAGGAAAAAGAAAACAUUUAUUGUAAUUGUAGUCACUUGAUCUGACAAUAAGUAACCAUUUGGCUGAACAGAUCAGGCUGUAAAAGAGUUUACAACCCUUUCUUCAGCAAAGCCCUUUGCUCGAUCAGGUACAGCAGCAGCCAAUGUGGUGAAGCAAACUCAACUUUCUUAAAGGGUGGUUUGUAAGGGCACUUCCCUUCUGUAAACUUAGGGAGCUUCAGUAACAAAACAUCUUAGCCCAAGCAACAAAGCAGCAAGAAAGAGGGUGCCUGAAAACCUUGAACCAGCUGCUGUUGGAAACUGGAUGCUGGGCUAAAUGAACUUUUGCUCAGUUUGAGCUACUGCAUUCUUAAGGAAUUUCAGGAAUUUCUCCAUUUUCUUUGAAGGGAAAACAUCAAGUACAAUCUAGUUUACAGCAAAACAUUAGUCAUUUCAGGAGUCACAAAGGAGAAACCCCAAAAUGAACUAUAUUAUGCAAAUUGUGGAUGCAGUUGAGGGCAUAAAGGAUGAUGUCUGUCACGUAUUUCAGAAUAAGGAUGAUCCAAAACCUGGGGACAUGAUUCAGUUUCAGAUGCCAGGAUUCCAGCACUGGGGCAUCUAUGUAGGAAAUGGGGAUGUGGUCCAUUUCACAUCAUCAGCUGUUACCCUUAAGUCGGUGAAGUUCAAAGUCCGAAAAGAAAAAGUGAAGGAUGUACAAUCGGUACUGACUUUUGCCGUAUACAAUAAGUUCGAUAAGGAUUAUCCUCCACUGCCUGCAGAUCAAGUGGUAAGAAGGGCAAUGCACAUGGUGGACAAGGUUAUGAAGUAUGAUCCUAGGACAGCUAACUGUGAGCACUUUGCCACAUUGAUGCGGUACAACGUUGCCAUAUCAGGGCAGGCGGAGAGAUUUAUGUUUAAUGUGGAUAAAGAUUUUGUGAAGGAAGUCCAAGGUUGGCUACGUGAGAUUGGUGAAUAGGCAAAUGGAACUUCCGGCAGCCUACUUAAAUGCUGAAGAAUUCGCAACAUUUCCUUCCCUGAAAAUCAGUAACACUAAUCAGUUACUGGCACAACUAUGGCACAACAAAAUAUGCAUGUAUAUAAGGCAUAGGCAAAGCAUUUUUGGUUUGUGCAUUUUAUGUAUUCAUGGAAGCUUUCAUAGCAUAACCAGGUUACCUGAAAGGAUGCUUAUUUCCACACCAAGCAACCCCAAAUGAAGCAACAGGGGUUCUCUUUCAGGUACCACAAUAUCUAGGUGGUGAUGGCAGAGUGGUGCCCCCUUGAGUUCCCUUCCCAGUGAGGCCUGUCUGGUGCUUAUUUUUGCUCUUCAGUAGCAUACCUUUUAAAGCUAUUUGUUUUAGGAUGCAAUGUUACAGCCUUGCAGCUCUGACAGGGAGCAGGACCCACAGAGUGUUUUUUAAAUAUUAUUUUUAUUAUUUUCUUGACACAAAAAGAAUAUAGAAAAAAGAAUGGUAUGUAUCUGUAUCUGUAUGUACAUUAAAGGGAUUUUGAACAAGUAUAACCAAUACAUUCAAGCCCACAAAUUUCAAAGAGACAGAAAAUAUCUAUCAUUCAUUUAGUACUCUAUGGAAGUUUAGAAAAAGGGGAAUUAUUAUUCUGUAUAUGGACAAAUUUUCCAAUGGCUUCAAAUCAAUUAUAAAUCAUUACCUACUUUUUAUAGAGCUUCCUUUUACAUCCUAUUAAUUCUACUGGGUAUAAUAGAAUUUCCUUUUCUCAUUAAAUUCUUCAAUCAGUUUUCUAUUUACACAAUUAGUUAAUUUUGUCAUCACUGUGUACUCUGCCAACUUAUUUUUCCAAUCUUCAAUUGUUGGGGAUUCUGGUGUUUUCUAUUUAGAGGCAAUUGUAAUUCCUGCGGCAGUUGUCAUAUAUUUAAAUUCCUCUGAUGUAUUCUUUGAGAAAAUCUCAAAUUUCUUGGAUAAAAUCUUGCCAUACUGAGAUGUUUGUAGUGGACAGGUUAGAAAAGCUUUUAAUAAAUAAAAUAUUUGGCAUUAUUAAAGCAUAUUCUUAGGACUCAUAGGAAACUCAGUUUUAAAGAGGGUUUUUUUUUUUAUUUCUACAUGUAUCAAUUUCCAAAAUCUUUUAACUGUUUCACUAGUCCACUACAUAUGGUAGAAGUUCUAUCCACAUUUCCAUUAUUUUCCAUUGUAGUUCUUAUCUAUUCUAUGUAUUCUGGAGUAACAUACCACCAGUAAAGCAUCUUAUACCAAGUUUA
This is a messenger RNA of Varanus komodoensis (Komodo dragon), 2230 nucleotides long. RefSeq names its product phospholipase A and acyltransferase 1-like. The transcript is spliced from 6 exons. Gene Ontology annotation, cellular component: cytoplasm. Gene Ontology annotation, molecular function: A2-type glycerophospholipase activity; glycerophospholipid phospholipase A1 activity. NCBI's taxonomy places the organism in Eukaryota, Metazoa, Chordata, Lepidosauria, Squamata, Varanidae. Gene Ontology annotation, biological process: N-acylphosphatidylethanolamine metabolic process. Bases 482 to 976 code for a protein of 164 amino acids. The record is from RefSeq and is a predicted model, not a curated record.